AUGUAUUAUUUCCUGUAUACGAAACAAACGACCAUCCCCGGGAAAAUACGCUAUUAUCUCUGCCCCACGUCCGCCCGGGAGCCGGAUACUCUAUGUCCGGCUUCUAAUAUAAGCGGACAUAAACCGGAGCCGGGCUAUCGCAUGAGUUUGAGGCUUUUUCAUGGGACAAUUUAUCUCGUGACAAAUGCAAUCGAGAGCGCAGUGCAGUCAUCAGUCACGCCUCCAUGUCUCCGAGCGACUGAUCACAAACUUGGACCCGUGAUGGAUGACUUCGAUGGAUCGAUGGAUCCUCGAGAUACGACCGCCAAUGCGGAAGUGCAUCUCUCUUUUCAUACAUCGGCCGGAAUAGUGGAGUCUCACCUUAAGACCUUUAAGCGUGAACUUAUAGUUAACCCAUAG
Molecule: messenger RNA, 399 nt
Organism: Leptosia nina
Lineage: Eukaryota; Metazoa; Arthropoda; Insecta; Lepidoptera; Pieridae
Source: the annotation of a GenBank genome assembly